AUGCUGGGGAUAUUAGGGGAAAACAAGCUGGUCCUAUGCUUUAGAAACAUCAGGUUUCCUGUUAAGAAAAACAGGGGCCUGAAACUCUUCUCCUUGGGCAUGGGCUGCAUUUGCUCCAAAGUAUCAAAGGAUGAGAACGAGGUCAAGAACGAGAAAGGCUCCAAGGAAUCCUCGAAAAAGUCGGUGAGGAAGGAAGAUGUUGCUGUCGAGGCUGAUAACGGAGGCAAUGAAGCUACCGCAAGUCUUAUAUCGACAGAAAAUGUGGAGAAAAGCGUGAGGCCCACAGGUGAUAAGAAGCCUAUGGUUUUCGAGAAGGCUGUUAUCGGGCCCCAUACGGUCGAGAACGGGACCCAUGUAGGGAAGCCUCAGAUUUGUCGGGUGUUGAGCAUGAGGAAUGGGGUUGACGGGUCACAGGUGGUUGCGGGGUGGCCGCCUUGGUUGACCUCGGUGGCAGGGGAAGCCAUUAAGGGAUGGAUACCUCGGAAGGCGGAUUCUUUCGAGAAAUUGGAUAAGAUUGGUCAGGGUACAUACAGCAGCGUGUAUAGAGCUCAUGACCUCGAAACUGGAAAAACUGUCGCUUUGAAGAAGGUACGGUUUGUGAAUAUGGACCCAGAAAGUGUCCGUUUCAUGGCCAGGGAAAUCCUUAUCUUACGCAGGCUCGAUCACCCUAAUGUCAUGAAGCUUCAAGGUCUUGUCACUUCUAGGGUUUCAGGGAAUCUAUACUUGGUAUUCGAAUACAUGGAACACGAUCUUGCGGGACUUGCAGCUUCACCACUAGUUCACUUUACUGAAUCUCAGCAGAUAAAGUGUUUCAUGCAACAGCUGCUUCGUGGGCUUGAACACUGUCAUAACCGUGGAGUCUUGCAUCGUGAUAUUAAGGGCUCAAAUCUUCUGAUUGACGGUCAUGGAAAUCUUAAGAUUGGUGAUUUCGGGCUGGCCACCUUUUUCCGGGCCAAUCAAAAGCAGACCCUAACUAGUCGUGUUGUAACAUUGUGGUAUCGGCCUCCCGAGCUUUUACUUGGUGCUACGGACUAUGGCGUAGCUGUAGAUUUAUGGAGCUCGGGUUGCAUUCUUGCUGAACUAUUUGCGAGGAAACCAAUCAUGCCCGGAAGAACAGAGGUUGAACAGCUUCACAAAAUCUUUAAACUUUGUGGUUCACCCUCGGAAGAAUACUGGAAGAAAUCAAAGUUACUGCAUGCUACAAUCUUUAAGCCUCAGCAACCGUACAAGAGAUGUGUGGCUGAGACAUUUAAGGAUUUCCCUCCUUUGGCUUUAUCGCUUCUAGAAUCUCUUCUUGCUUUUGAACCGGAGCUUAGAGGGUCAACAACUUCUGCACUUCACAGUGAGUUCUUCACGACAAAACCUCUACCUUGCGACCCGUCAUCUCUACCGAAUUACCCACCUUGCAAAGAAUAUGACGUCAAAGCACGAGAUGAGGAGGCAAGAAGACAGAGAGCGGCUAGUGGAAAGGGAGGCCGAGUCGAGUCAUCCAGAAAAGUCUCGAAAGCAAUCCCAGCACCUGAUGCUAAUGCUGAGCUGCCAGCUUCAGUACAGAAGAGGAAAGGGCAACCGAAUCCAAAGAGCAACAGCGAGAUGUCGAGAGGAUCUCUUCGUAACAACGGCCCAUCUGAAAAUCCACUGGAUGCUUCCCAUGAGGUGAUUGACUCCUCGGGAUAUCGAGACCUAAAGACUCAGAGGUCUUUCAAGCCACAGGGGACCGCUGCCCGACUGGCUCGGUUCUCCAACUCGGUUGCGGCCCGGGGCAGCUCACAGCUUGAUUUCAGCCGAGAUUCGAGUGUUCACGCAAACUGGCGGAAUCCAUAUGAAUGGAUGGAAGAUGCCGAGCAGUCCAAUAAUCUGCUGGGAAAAGCCGAGUCCACAUACAAGAUCAAUGGGCAGGCACCUAAUCUGAAGGAGGCUAAUAUGGGUUAUGCUUUCAAGAAGACAAGAAUGCACUAUUCUGGUCCAUUGCUGCCUCCUGGUGGAAGUGUGGAGGAGAUGCUUAAAGAGCACGAAAAACAGAUUCAGAUAGCUGUUAGAAAAGCUCGUGACAAGAGUAAGAGCAGGCUAUGCCAGCUCGAUAAUGCACAUACUGAUUCACUCUUAGGAUACGUAAAUGGCCGCUGA
Messenger RNA from Striga hermonthica, 2127 nucleotides. NCBI's taxonomy places the organism in Eukaryota, Viridiplantae, Streptophyta, Magnoliopsida, Lamiales, Orobanchaceae. The record is from the annotation of a GenBank genome assembly.